CAAGACUAGUAGAAGUAAUUAUAGCUUAAUUCGCUCUCCCUCAUCACACAUUCAAACAGCUGCAGACACCAUGUCCAACGCCAAUAAUGUCGACUUGCAGGCGCCGGCCGAUCCCUACGAGUGGUUGGCCUCCGACGAGACGAAGAGGCCGACGACCUACAGCCUCAACAUCCGCAUCCUCACCACCGCCGUCCUCUCCCUCGCCUUCGUCCUCGCCUUCCUCCUCUUCCUCCACCUCUACAUCCGCUACGUCCUCCGCCGCACCCACCGCAGCCACCAUCGCCAAUCCACCACCGCCAUCGCUACCACCACUACAGCCGACACUACCACCCUUCGCAUCGGUUUCGCCGCCGCCGCAGCCAAUAAUAAUAAUAAUAACAACAACGAGCCCGCGAAACGGCCGGGCCUCGAUCCGUCCGCCAUCGCGGCGCUGCCGUCCUUCUCGUACGCGAAGAGGGAGGCCGUCGACUGCGCCGUGUGUCUGAGCGCCGUCGAGGCGGGGGAGACCGUGCGGCGGCUGCCAGGCUGCGGGCACGUGUUCCACGUGAGAUGCGUCGACGCGUGGCUCGAGACCAAUUCGUCGUGCCCGGUCUGCCGGGCGGGGGUGGAACCACCGCCACCGGUGUCGGUGUCGGCGGAUGUAGCAGUGGCAGGCGACGCUGCGGUCGGGGGGAAGGAGGAGGCGGUCGGGUCGGUGUCGGCGCGGCUGAGCACGUCGUUGCGGCGGAUGCUGAGUAGGGAGAGAUCGGGGAGGGGAGCUGCAGUUGCUGCUGCAGGAGAAAUUGCAGUGGAGGAUUUGGAGAGGCAGCAGUAGUAAUUAAAGAUUAAU
This is a messenger RNA of Ananas comosus (pineapple), 829 nucleotides long. Its product is annotated as E3 ubiquitin-protein ligase ATL41-like. The transcript has a single exon. The record is from RefSeq and is a predicted model, not a curated record. Bases 71 to 814 code for a protein of 247 amino acids. Lineage: Eukaryota; Viridiplantae; Streptophyta; Magnoliopsida; Poales; Bromeliaceae.